AUGAGUGUAGCGGAGGACACGAAUCCGGUGGCCCCUCGCGUUUCGUUUCGCAUCCGAAUUGUCGAAAUCGACACCGUGAACUCUCGCAAUUCCAGCACCGUGAUACGAGGGAAAUUAGAGACGGUCGUCUUGGUCUCUGAUUCGUUAUGGGUCAAUCAGAUAUAUCUC
Messenger RNA from Acaulospora colombiana, 168 nucleotides. NCBI's taxonomy places the organism in Eukaryota, Fungi, Glomeromycota, Glomeromycetes, Diversisporales, Acaulosporaceae. The record is from the annotation of a GenBank genome assembly.